CAGGAUGGGGCGCACCCCUACAUUCCAGGCACCCAGGGACCAGGCGCACCAACCCGGUGCAACCCGCUUCUAAGAGCGCACCCCCAAAUCCAGGUGCCACCAGUCAGGACGCCCCCACUUGCAGGAGCGCACCCCUACUAAGGCACGCAGGGACUGGGGUUCACCCCAUAUCCAUAUCCAGGGGCGCACCCGCCUCUCCAGGAGCGCAAGGACCGGGAGGUGCACCCCACUUCCAGGAGCGCUCAACCACCAACUGGAGCCACUCCUACAGCUCCCCCCCCCCCGUCCCACCCUGUGCACCUGGCUCUCCCUGGCCCCCACCCCGCCCCCAGUACACCCCCAGACCCCCCCCCAGGCUUGUGGGGCGGCACAGCAGCCAUUGGCGCGAGGCUCCCAGAGGCCAGCGCCCACACCAUGGGCUGAACCCCGCAGCGCUGGGGGAAGUCGGUGCGCAGGGUAGGACGCAUCUCCGGGCACCUACACGAGGGGACACACGUGCUGGACACGCCUUCCCUGGUUACUCUAGGAUCUUUGAAAGACCCAAGAGCAGCCAACCCAAAGCAGACAGAGGAAUCACAGAGGACAGAGAUGCUGAUUCCAAGACCGAGUCAAGACACAGCCAGAAAUCGAGAGGGAAGAGGGUGAUAGAGAAGGAGAGAGACACCCGCAGCCCUGCUUCACCACUCGCAAAGCUUUCCCCCUGCAGCUGUCUCAGGAUCCCAAUGGAUGGUGACUGAGUCUUCCUCCCAAAGGACAUGAUUCAGAUUGUCCCAGACCCCACAGCUCAUAUCAAGGAAGCCUUAUCGGUCGUGAGCGAGGACCAGUCUCUGUUCGAGUGUGCCUACGGCCCGCCUCACCUGACCAAGACGGACAUGACCGCGUCUCCCUCCGGAGACUAUGGACAGAACUCCAAGAUGAGCCCCCGGGUGCCCCAGCAAGACUGGCUGUCUCAGCCCCCGGCCAGGGUCACCAUCAAGAUGGAAUGCAACUCCAGUCAGGUGAAUGGCUCCAGGAACUCACCCAAUGAGUGCAGCGUGGUCAAAGGUGGGAAGAUGGUGAGCAGCCCUGAACCCGUGGGCAUGGGCUAUGGCGGGUACCUGGAGGAGAAACACAUGCCGCCCCCCAACAUGACCACCAGUGAGCGGAGGGUCAUCGUGCCUGCAGACCCUAUGCUGUGGAGCACGGACCACGUCCGGCAGUGGCUAGAGUGGGCCGUGAAGGAGUAUGGCCUCCCCGACGUGGACAUUCUGCUGUUCCAGAACAUCGACGGCAAGGAGCUGUGCAAGAUGACCAAAGACGACUUCCAGAGGAUCACCUCAGGCUACAAUGCUGACAUCCUCCUCUCCCAUCUGCACUACCUCAGAGAGACUCCUCUUCCACAUUUGACUUCCGAUGAUGUUGAUAAAGCCUUACAAAACUCUCCGCGGUUAAUGCAUGCUAGAAACACAGGGGGUACGGCUUUUAUUUUCCCCAAUACUUCAGUAUAUCCUGAAUCUACGCAAAGAAUUACAACUAGGCCAGAUUUACCUUAUGAGCCACCCAGGAGAUCAGCUUGGACGGGCCAUGGCCAUCCUGCCUCCCAGUCAAAAGCUGCUCAACCGUCUCCAUCUACAGUCCCUAAAACAGAAGACCAGCGUCCUCAGCUAGAUCCUUACCAGAUCCUUGGACCCACCAGCAGCCGCCUUGCAAACCCAGGCAGCGGGCAGAUCCAGCUGUGGCAGUUCCUCCUGGAGCUCCUGUCCGACAGCUCCAACUCCAACUGCAUCACCUGGGAGGGGACCAAUGGUGAGUUCAAGAUGACAGACCCCGACGAGGUAGCCCGGCGCUGGGGGGAGCGGAAGAGCAAACCUAACAUGAACUACGACAAGCUCAGCCGAGCCCUCCGUUACUACUAUGACAAGAACAUCAUGACCAAGGUCCACGGCAAGCGCUAUGCCUACAAGUUCGACUUCCACGGCAUUGCCCAAGCCCUGCAGCCCCACCCGCCUGAGUCCUCGCUCUACAAGUACCCCUCGGACCUGCCCUACAUGGGCUCCUACCAUGCCCACCCCCAGAAGAUGAACUUCGUGGCUCCCCACCCCCCAGCGCUCCCAGUCACCUCCUCCAGUUUCUUUGCAGCUCCCAACCCCUACUGGAAUUCCCCCACUGGAGGCAUCUAUCCCAACAGCCGCCUCCCAGCCAGCCACAUGCCCUCCCAUCUGGGGACUUACUACUAAUGUCCCUGGAGAGGCCUUUCCCAAUGACCAACUGUCACCAAGUCACUUGCCAGAAACUCUAUUGAAGAACAGGAAUCAAAAACUAAGUGCCUCAGGAGGAAGGGGACAGCUUGGUGGGGAGGGGAAACUGAGGGAGGAAGCCAGGGCAGAGACGCAAAGACUCUUAGUGGGAGGGGAUUGCCAAAGUCGCAGUACAGUCGGACAGAGGACGCGCAAGAUGUAACAUAUACACAGGGACAUAGCGUCGGUGGACCAACCCCAUCAAAGACAUUGUAAGUAGAAGCAUGAAGUCCUUAAGUUCAAAGUGCCAAAGAAAGCGGUCUAGAGAUGUGUCCAGGGGACCUUAGCAUAAGAGUUUUGGGAUGUUGGGAAUAAAACUCAGGAUCCAACCAAAGCAAUAGAGAUCACACCAUCUGGACCAAACAUCCCUUGGAAGACGCUAUAUAUACAUAUAUAUAUAUAUAUAUAUAUAUAUAUAUAUAUAUAUAUAUAUAUAUGUUUUUUUUUCUCAAAGGAAAUCUACCUGUAUUUAAAAAAUAGAGACAAAUCAGAGACAUGAAAAGAGACAGUGACGGUAAUCCCAUCACCCCUAGAGGUUGACAGGGAACUCACUUGUGGGCACUUGCGUACUGUUUUGGGGGUGACAGCGGAUUCAUUCCAUUGAAUGGGGAGUGGAGUCACUCUCUCUAACUGUGAAGAGGACCCAGAGUUGCCAACACCGUGACAGUAUUCCAGAAAUCAUGAGCUAACUAAACGUGGGUCUGGGGACAUAUGUGGAGAGUGAGUGUGUGAAGUGACAGAGGGUUGGGGGAGGUGGAGCAGGAGAAGAAGAGAAUGACAGAAGAAGGGCAAAGGAAAAAAAGCUUCUGGAGUGUAAAGACUGGACUGGGGAUGGCGGUAGGAUGACGGCGAAUGAGUGGAGAGGAUUUGGGGUUGCCUGUGGUCAGUAUUAUACCCAGCCCAAUGUGCCAAAGAAGUGAUCAGAGGGACCAGGGGAGGAUGGGGAAGGCAGGGGACUCCAGAACCCACAUGUGCAUCUCUUUCUGUUGUUAUUUUUCCAAAGAACACACAUUAACUGGAAUUGCCUGAUAUUUAAAAGAAACAUUCAGGACCCCACCCAUUGUUUUGUGAGAGGCUGUGUUCUAUGCAGAACAGGUGACAGUCCACCUCCCGGGGUCCCAUCACCUCGGCCUCUGCACCUCAUGGCCUCUAGUUUUCCCUUUUUGAGUCACAAAUGCUGUGCGUUUGUCAGAGUGAAAUCUACAAUCCCAUGUGUCCCCCCUUCCUUUUUUAUAUAAUAAUUAUAUAACUUAUGCAUUUAUACACUACGAGUUGAUCUCGGCCAGCCAAAGAAAACACGACCUAAAAGAAAUAAAAUAAAAGACAAUCAACCAUCAAAUGUGGCCUUGAAUUUUAACUCUGUAUGCUUACUGUUUACAAUACGAAGUUAUUAGUUCUUAGGAUGCAGAAUGUAUGUAAUAAAAGAAGCUUGGCCUCGCAUGGCAAAUACGAACCUGA
Messenger RNA from Erinaceus europaeus (western European hedgehog), 3734 nucleotides. RefSeq names its product ETS transcription factor ERG (gene ERG). Gene Ontology annotation, biological process: cell differentiation; regulation of transcription by RNA polymerase II. Gene Ontology annotation, molecular function: DNA-binding transcription factor activity, RNA polymerase II-specific; sequence-specific DNA binding. The record is from RefSeq and is a predicted model, not a curated record. NCBI's taxonomy places the organism in Eukaryota, Metazoa, Chordata, Mammalia, Eulipotyphla, Erinaceidae. The transcript is spliced from 13 exons. Gene Ontology annotation, cellular component: nucleus. The coding region runs from base 756 to 2216 and encodes 486 amino acids.